Molecule: messenger RNA, 390 nt
Organism: Emiliania huxleyi CCMP1516
Lineage: Eukaryota; Haptophyta; Isochrysidales; Noelaerhabdaceae
Exons: 2
Coding region: 1-390 (129 amino acids)
Cellular component (GO): plasma membrane
Source: RefSeq, a predicted model, not a curated record
AUGCACGACACCGUCCUCGCGCCCCGAGGCUGGCGUACUCACUACGCAGGCCCGCUGCCCUUCCUCGGCGCGGUCUUCCUCUUCACGUCUGCUCUCUCGUGCCUCGUCUCCAACGCCGCGUGCGUCGUGCUCGUGUACGGCGUGCUCAAGGACCUGCACGACGGCGGAGGGCUCGCCGCGCUGCGCCCGGCGCAGGUGAUGCUGGCGAUGAUGAUGGGCGCGAGCGCGUCGUUUGCGACGCCAAUCGGCUACCAGACCAACCUGAUGGUGCUGCAGCCGGGCGGCUACUCGUUUGCCGACUUUGCGCGGCUGGGGGUGCCGUUGACCCUCAGCACGGCGCUGUGCGCCGCCGCCUCCAUCUACUCGCUCCCCGCGUCGUGGCUGCCGUGA